AUGAUCUCGUACGACUCUUCCCGUGUUUCUUUAACUUACUUUUGUUUGGCAGGUCUUGAUCUCCUUGGAACUCUCAAUGAUUCAACCACUCCGGAUCAAAGACGCAAAUGGGCAGACUGGCUCUACCAACAUCUUCUGGUAGGCCCUACAGGUUUCCGCGGAUCUCCAACCCAUGCAAUUGAUCGCACCCAAGAAGGUAUCAAGGAUAAUUGCAAAAUAGCCAUUGAUACAUAUGAUGGGGCAAAUGUGGCUGCAACAUAUUUUGCUCUGCUUUCUCUAGCUGUUCUUCGCGACGACCGGAUCGCCGCAAAAGUUAAUGCACCCAAACUUGCUGCCCAUUUGGCUCGUUGUCAACACACUACAGGCACAUUUGCAGGAGCAUUUGCACCCAACUAUGAUGAGCAAAAUAAAACACCCUUGGGCGAGCCGGACUCGCGCGUCACAUACAUGGCUAUGUCUGUGCUGCACUUGUUGGGUCAAACAACCGUUGCAGAUAGGGCUGCAGCCGCGCAGUUUAUUGUUGCAUCACAGACAUAUGAAGGCGGGUUGGCAUUGUUGCCUGGAGCCGAAGCUCAUGCUGGGUACACAUACUGUGGACUAGGAACUUUGAGAUUAUUGGAAAAGGAAGAAAUAAAUAAAAAUGUUGAACUGUUAGAUGUUAAUAGGAUGCGCGGAUGGUUGCUAAGACGUCAGAUCUGGCCAACAGAUCCAUUGACAAUUGGGCAACUCCGGGAUCUUGAAGAACUAGAUGAAAAUGCGCCACAUCACUGGCCGCUGGACAGCCAGGGCGCAUUCUCUGGGCGUACAAAUAAGCAAGCUGAUACAUGUUACUGUUUCUGGGGGGUUGGCAGUUUGCUAGCCCUUGAUAAGUUGGUAAUGGGAAUGGGAGUGGGAAUGGGAAUGGGAAUUGCAGAAACAACUGCACUUUCACAGUUCAAUGUACAAGCGGCCACACACUUUUUGUUAGAAGAAGUCCAGGCUGAAAUCACGGGAGGAUUUGCUCGUGCCCAGGGGACCCACCCGGAUCCAUACCAUAGUUUCCUUGCACUUGCCGCACUGUCUUUGAUCAAUGGUCAGGAAUUAGGACUUACCCCACUUGUUGCAGAGCUUUGCCUGUGUACAGAGACUACAAAUUUCAUUCAAAGUCUUUACCAAGUAUAG
Molecule: messenger RNA, 1161 nt
Organism: Magnusiomyces paraingens
Lineage: Eukaryota; Fungi; Ascomycota; Dipodascomycetes; Dipodascales; Dipodascaceae
Exons: 1
Coding region: 1-1161 (386 amino acids)
Biological process (GO): protein geranylgeranylation
Cellular component (GO): CAAX-protein geranylgeranyltransferase complex
Molecular function (GO): CAAX-protein geranylgeranyltransferase activity
Source: RefSeq, a predicted model, not a curated record